AUGGCAUCACCCGCCUCCCAACCAAAACUCACUUAUCCAAUCAUAACAACGGAUGGUGAGAAAUACACAUUAUUCAACGAUGAAGCAAUCGGAAAAGGAGCCUAUUCUGAAGUCUAUCGUGGAAGAACAGAAUCAGGACGGCUGGUGGCAGUGAAAACUGCAUGUAAACGGGUUGAACUUCAAGCGAUACGAGGAGAAAUCGAAAUACUUCGAAAGUUGAAAGGUGCACAGAAUAUUGUUGAAUACAUUGGAAGUUCGCAUAGUAUUAUGGCACCGGGAUCAGUGACACCCGAGACUAUUUCGUUUGCGAUGGAAUAUGCGAAAAGUAGUUUGGAAGGGGAAAUGAGGAGACCCGAGAAUCUGAAAGGGCUUCCGGCGAACGUCUUUAUUGAUUUGGUCGUGGAUUGUGCAAUGGCUCUCACCGCUCUCCAUGAGCACAACAUUGCUCAUCGUGACAUCAAACACAUGAAUAUUCUUCUGUUCCCCGGAACACCGACACGUGGCAGACGAUCGACCCAUUUAUUCAAAUUAUGUGAUAUGGGAUGUAGUAAAGCGUUGAUGGAGAAUGGCGGUCUGCAUGAGAUGAGAACGCUGGUGGGCACUCCGAAUUUGUUGCACCCACAUCUCGCCAACGAAAUGGUGGAUCCUCGAAUGGAUCGAAACCAACACGACUGGAAAACGAAACAAGCCUACACCUCAGAACAAUGUGAUCUUUGGUCCCUGGGAUGUACUCUCUACUUCUGCGCUACUGGAAAAUUCCCAUUUGAACACGAGAGAAACAACAAGAAAUUGUAUCAUGCGGCUGUGAAUUCACUAACUAAGCAUCCAAAAGCCAUCGCGAUGAUUCCAGUGGUAAAGGGAAGAGACGCAGGGAGACGAGAGAUGAUUUAUGAGUUUGAACCGGUUACGGAGCUCCCCGCGAAGUUUACAAGAUAUCCGAAGUGGUUGGUAUGCACUGUGACGUCACUUCUGAGGAAUUUCUUCCACGAUCCUAAAAUUGAGUACUAUUCAAAAGUGGCCAAUGGAAUGAGGAAUGGAAAACGGCGAACUUUUGUGUCAAUUGAUCAAAUGUGUAUUGUGGAUCACACUGAUAUUUCCAACACUCCUAUCACUCUUCCCAGCAUCUCCAGUUGUCUUGGAUACCCACCUGGAACUGACCUACUUCUGGUCUCCAAUACUUCAUUCAAAUACGUGGAUUCUAAGGAGACAAGUGUGGAUUCUCUUCCGGAUGAGACGUAUCUAGUUGUUCCGAAAAGAAGCGAAGUGGAUUUGAGGAAAAUUUUGGCCAGGAAUAUUGAAUAUCAUGAAUUUGAUGAUAUGACUGAUCGGAAAUUGGCUGAAAUUCGAGCGAAAAAAUGUUAUGAUGGAUUGAGUAUGCUGACAGAAAGCGAUGAGUAUCGAGAUCUAUUUGAGAGAGUUUCGACAAUUUUGAGCACACAGUUUUCGUUGCUCGUCGAAGAACUGUCCCAAUUCGAACGCGUUCAAACGACAUCUCGAUUCGCUGUCUACGUGGAAAUGGCAUCCGUCCCAAUGAUGCUAUUCGACGAUGCCAACCCACAAACUAAAUCCAUAUCGGAGUACUGUAUUCAGCAAGCAAAACAGGCUAGAGAGGAACUGGAAAGGCACGCGAAGGUGGCAAUGAAUAUCGAAUCAAUGGCUAAACAAUUGGCGAAGGAUUCCAAAGAUUUGCAAUUAGAUGACGUGGAUUUGCCGGGGAUUCGAGAAGAAUUAGAAUCCUAUUUCUUCUAUGAAAAGAGACAGAUUCUGAGUACCCGAGUGUAUUCUCAACAGCUAGUCCAACAGUGUUACGAUCGACGGAAUUUCAUAAUGGAGCAGAUUUUCAAAUCCCCGGAUAAAAUACAAAAAUGCAAAUUAAAGCUUGCUAUGGAUUUGGCUGCAUCUCUCAAUCAACUUCGUCUCGAUUACCAACGUCUUCAGAAUACAAUUUCUGAAUGUGUGGAUCUUCUGGAGAAGCCGUUCCAAGAGAUGAAGGACGUGGUGAAUCGAUGUCUUCAGAAUCAAGGGCAGACUAGGAAUUCAAUGGAGAAAUCCAUGCACUUUUUGGCGCCAGAAAAUCAGUUGAGAAUGAAACGAACGACGAAGUCUUGUAAGAAGUUGAUAGACGAAUUGAAUCAGGAAAUUGAGCAGUUGGGAUUUGUGAGAAUGGGUGAUACGUUGAUAAGAGCGGUGCAGGAUGCUAGGGAGCAGGUUCUCGAAUUGAAGGAAAUAUCAAAGGAGGAAGAGGAAGAUGAAGGAACGCUGAAGAGAGAGGCAGAGACGCAGGAAAUCUCGAUUCUCAAACGAUCACCUGAAGCAUGUCCAUCGGAGCACGACGUCGCCAACGUGUCAUCUGAUGCUUCCAACUCCAGUGCCACAUCGUUCGAAUCCACCCCUCCGUCGUCACCAAAAGACGGGUCCAACUACUUCCAAGCCGUCUUUCAGUACUUUGCAAAGCCACACUCCUCCUCGACGUCUUCUUCUAAAUGA
Molecule: messenger RNA, 2487 nt
Organism: Caenorhabditis briggsae
Lineage: Eukaryota; Metazoa; Nematoda; Chromadorea; Rhabditida; Rhabditidae
Gene: Cbr-ikke-1
Product: Protein CBR-IKKE-1
Exons: 7
Coding region: 1-2487 (828 amino acids)
Biological process (GO): peptidyl-threonine phosphorylation; peptidyl-serine phosphorylation
Molecular function (GO): protein serine/threonine kinase activity; ATP binding
Source: RefSeq, a predicted model, not a curated record